This is a messenger RNA of Nannizzia gypsea CBS 118893, 1596 nucleotides long. RefSeq lists its product as hypothetical. The record is from RefSeq and is a predicted model, not a curated record. Lineage: Eukaryota; Fungi; Ascomycota; Eurotiomycetes; Onygenales; Arthrodermataceae. The transcript has a single exon. The coding region runs from base 1 to 1596 and encodes 531 amino acids.
AUGGGUUCGAAUACCGAAUUCGCUACUAUGCCCCCGCCACCCAUGGCACGUUUUACGACAGAUACCAAUCCAGGCAUGAUCAAUGAGGCGCAAAAUACACAGAUAUUAGAUAUGUCGGCAGAGGGUGUUACAUUUCCACGGGAAGGACUGGAUAGCAAUGUCUCCAUACCGUCUAUGACCUAUGCAUCCAGUUCAAGUGAACUAUCGUCGGUAUCCUCAAUAUCUACACACGAGGGCUUCAGCUCAACGAUGAUCGCAACCGGGGAUACAUCAAAUAUUAACUCAAAAGGGUUUAAUCUAACGCCAGCUAAACCUGAACUCCCGUUGAAAUAUUCAACUCCUCUCGCGGGUUGGAGAAAUAUCGCACCCGCUCCGCCUCCUUCAACCGCGCUGCCACCCUCUACGGCGGCCAUUGCUUCAGCUGCUACGGUGGGGGAUCAUACGGGCACGGGGGGAUCUACAGUACCCCUUGUGUCAACACCAAAAGCGAGUCCCUCUAAACCAGCCCCACGACGCCGUAGAACAGCUGGAGGUGCGAAGCCACGAACUUCUCGAAAAUCUGGCAGAUAUGGCGAGCGUAAUGACGACGAGGGUGUCAUUAAAGCGGAGGAUACGGACUCUGAUGAGUCUUCUGAUGCUCAGCUAACAACUACACAGACAAAAUCAGGCCGCCAGAUCCACCGGCCAACUAUGUUCACCACCGAGCAGGUCCAGAAAAAAUCUGCUAGUCCAGAUGCAAAUCAUCAACAGCCUCCACGGAAACGGAGAAGAGUGUACCGCAAAGGCAAAGAAGUUAAUGUGGUAUGCCUUCGAUGUGAUAGAGGGCAUAGUCCGAGGUGUAAUGCUAUUGUGUUCUGUGACGAUUGCAAUGCACCUUGGCAUCAAUUUUGUCAUGAUCCGCCAAUCGGGGACGACGUUAUCUCUGUGAAGAAUAAGGAGUGGUUUUGCGGAGAAUGUCGACCCAUCGACACGUCUCUUAACCAAACUCUCAAACAAAAUGGACAAAUUCACCAUCAAAACGAUUUGCGCUCAUCGGCCUCGCCCUCUAUGCAAGCAAGUGGGCCACAAACCCCUACAUUACUUGGAGGCUCGCAAUUUACUCGGGUAGAGAGGAAGAAUUAUCUUUCUAGUUUAUCUCAUGCUGCCCUGGUUAAUCUACUGGUCAAUAUAUCCGACACAAGACCAGAUAUCCCUAUAUUCCCCGCAAACCUGAAUGAACUCAACACAUCAUCUUUUAGCUCCACUGCCUCAACAAUAUCGUCCUCAGUCGCUCCAAACGGGUCUACUGGGAGUUCGCAACAACGUAAAAUAUCAGGACAGCCUGCAACGUCAACUCCACCAUCAUCGAAACGGCCGUCCGAAAGCGUUCCCGCUAGCACAACCAAUGGUAAUGGUGAGAAUAGCGAUGUGGAGGAAGUAGAAGAACACCGUUUAUAUCCAAGACCAGGCAAUGGUUUCCGACUCCCGCCUGAUUCCGAAGAUAUAGACAUGCUUCUUGAGGACCCCUCUAGCACGACUUUCAGUCAUGCACUUCAUGGGCCGGCAAAAGCGAUGGCGGAAACUAGCCACUUACAAAUUGUUGAUGGGAUAGCUUAG